AAUCUCUGCCUUGCGGUAUUUUCCGCGUUCCCCGCCGACCGAACACCUUCCUGCUUCGAGUGACACUUGCCAAAAAAACUUUUCAUCUUCACUAGACAGCGACAGGUAAAGUUUUAAGACUUCUUUAGCAGCUUUUAUUGGCGAAAUGACGGAGCAAAAGCUUUCAGAAGUUAUUCAGCAGAUAUUACAAGAGGCUCCAGCUGCCAGGAAGGAUCUUGUUGAUAACCACAGCAACCUCCUCCGAGUGGCUGAUUACUGCGAAAACAAUUAUUUCCAGCAGACGGAUGAUCCACGCAAAGCUGUAGAAGAGGCCAAAGCUUUGGCCACCCAGGCUUUGGCCAGUGUCACCUACCAGAUCAACAGUGUGGCCAGCACCCUGCUGAGGCUGCUGGACUCACAGGUCAUGCAGAUCAAAGACAUGGAGUCCUCGGUCAACCUGCUGUCACUGGCUGUAGCCAUCCACUUUGAGAAGGUGGCCAGGAGAGAGAUUGGUGUUUUUACUACUCCUAAAGACAGGACUCGCUCCAAGCUCAUGACCCCACCGGCUUCAGGCAGGGAGCCAGAGGAAGGCUACUCCAGAGUGCCAAUAUCAUACUCCACCUUGGACUCCAUUGGACACUGUUUUUGGUUCACUGAGCAGCAGCCCAGGAAGAGAGCAGAUACUGCAGACAGCAUACAGAGCACUGCAGACACUUCUGUAUCCAGCCUCGGCAUCGCUGUGCCUCCACCCUCGGUCCCCACCUUGCAAACCGCCACCGACCCCACCAACGGCAGCCUUCCUCCACCUCCUCCUCCUGUUGCAGAUUUGGACCCCAGCAUGCCCGCCCCUCCUCCCCCACCCCCUCCUGCGGACACUGGUCUCCCCCCUCCACCCUUCAUGUCCUCACCCACCACUUUUCCCUCACCUCCUCCUCCACCGACUCUCAGUCCAUCCAGCAGCAUGUACCCGCCUCCACCUCCUUCCCUAGACGGGGGUGUCCCUCUUCCUCCUCCACCCGCACCGGUGUCAGGAGCUGGUCCUCCUCCACCACCUCCUCCUCCUCCACCUCCACCCAACACUGGCACCGCUGGUGUUGUGCCACCACCUCCGCCACCACCUCCUCCACCUCCAUCUUUCUAAAAAGAAUGUUACAGUCGGUGUUACUGGGUGAUUUUGUCCUCGUUAUAGUACCUCAGAUUUCUUUUCUAACUCAGAGUUACUCAGGCUGUGAUCAGGUUUGCUGUGAGACAGAUGUAUAAAACACGUUCUGCAUGAGGCAUAUUUUGCAGGUCAGAUGUAAGAUCAGCAUUAAGCAUUAAUAAAAGCUGGAAGAAGUGUGUGUAACCUUAACAGUUUGAGCCUGAAAUGAUUUUUUUUUCUGGGACUGAAAAUCCAUCAAAGUGAAAUCUGUAGGUGCAGAGAGCUGCUGUUGAGAUUCUUCCAACAUGUUCCAACAGCACCUGGACUGCAUUCCUAAAAACAAGCUCAAACAGGGAUUCAUGAGCAUCCCCGUCAUUUUUCUGCUUUCCUGUAAUGCAAUUUAUCUUCCUUAAUACGUCUUUGUGUUAUUACAGUGUUUCUUAAGCAGUGAGUUUCGCCUUAAAGUGAACUUUAGCCCAAAGAUCCAAGAGUUAGGAUUCGGUUUAAGUGUCAUUAAAAAAGCAAAAGAG
Molecule: messenger RNA, 1650 nt
Organism: Amphiprion ocellaris (clown anemonefish)
Lineage: Eukaryota; Metazoa; Chordata; Actinopteri; Pomacentridae
Gene: abi3b
Product: ABI family, member 3b
Exons: 5
Coding region: 146-1120 (324 amino acids)
Cellular component (GO): lamellipodium
Molecular function (GO): SH3 domain binding
Source: RefSeq, a predicted model, not a curated record